AUGCACGGUUUACCUCCGACGGAACUUUCAGGGAAACUCGUAGAUGGGAUCAUCUUACUCGAAUCCUGUAUUGGGAAGGGCGGUUUCGGCGCUGUAUAUCGGGCAAAAUUUCUGCCUACGUCAUCGACGGUUGCCGUCAAGGUUGUCCCCCACGAUCGAAACGGUCGGCAGUAUUGGAGACUCAAAGAUGAGAUUUUCCUACACUGGUGCAUGUCGGCUGAUCCAUCCGUAAUCACCAUGCGAUGCUCUGUUAAGGACGGGUCGUACACCUAUAUCAUCAUGGAUAUGGCAUGUGGAGGGAACCUUUGCGACUGGAUAUGCACUCUACGAGGCAACCCUCUUUGUCUAUCCACCUUCGCUCGCAAGAGGGACCUAAUGAUUCAGCUCAUCGACGUGAUCAUUCGAUGUCAUGCUCGAAACAUCUUCCAUCGAGACCUGAAACCCGAAAAUAUCUUACUGGACGGAACUCGAAGUCAAAUUUAUUUAUCGGACUUUGGAUUGGCCAUGAAACAUCCCCUGUCUCAUAAGCCUCGCGAUGGGACGGUCGAGUUUAUGAGCCCGGAGUGUCUUGGAGAGCACAUGAGUCGUAACUACGAGCCGUACAUGAAUGGUCCAUCCGAUGUAUGGUCACUUGGAAUCCUCUUUCACAUAUUAAUGUUUCACGAAAAGCCAUGGCAGAAAGCAUCGAUCAACGACGCUCAUUUCUUCGGAUACCUUGCCGAUCGCAGUAGCUACUUCCUUAGGAGUCGCAACAUUACCAUCGAGGCUCACAGAUUACUUACCGGCGUUUUUCAGCAUAAUCCUGAACAGCGACUGACCUUACAAGAGUUUCGA
Messenger RNA from Cantharellus anzutake, 834 nucleotides. Its product is annotated as kinase-like domain-containing protein. Gene Ontology annotation, molecular function: ATP binding; protein serine/threonine kinase activity. NCBI's taxonomy places the organism in Eukaryota, Fungi, Basidiomycota, Agaricomycetes, Cantharellales, Hydnaceae. Gene Ontology annotation, biological process: protein phosphorylation; intracellular signal transduction. The transcript is spliced from 4 exons. The record is from RefSeq and is a predicted model, not a curated record. The annotation marks the transcript as partial.